UCUUGAAAAGGAAUCUGGAAAGGUGGUCAUCAAAACCAAGAAAGGUGGCAUGAAAACCAUGCCUUUUGUGAUAGCGAACGAGACAUUUGAGAGAGUUGCAACUGUUGGGCUGGCGGCAAAUAUGAUUUUGUACCUGUUGAAUGAGUAUCAUUUUGAUAAUGUUAUUGGGGCUAAUAUCGUGUCCUGGUGGGUUGCCAUUACCUAUUUCACACCAAUUUUUGGAGCUUUUCUUUCUGAUUCUUACUUGGGCCGGUAUCUUGUCAUCUCCCUUGGAACAUUCACCACCCUAAUUGGAACAAUUCUGCUGUGGUUAACAGCCCUGGUCAAGGCAGCAAGGCCGCCACCCUGCACCACAGGAUCAGAGAACUGUGAGAAACCAAACUCCGGCCACCUCGCCAUUCUCUUCAUGUCGUUGGCGCUGAUGGCGGUGGGCGCCGGCGGCAUCCGCCCGUGUUCUCUGGCUUUCGGAGCCGACCAGUUCGACAACCCCGACAACCCCAACAACAAGAUAAUCUUGCAGACUUUCUUCAAUUGGUACUAUGCUUCUGUCGGGGUAUCCAUCAUUGUUGCGGUCACUAUCAUCGUGUAUAUACAGACGGAGAAGGGGUGGGUGGUGGGAUUUGGAGUGCCGGCGGCAUUGGUGCUCAUGGCAGCCGUCAUGUUUCUGGUGGGUUCGAGGUUGUUUGUUAAGGUUAAGCCAAACAAGAGCUUGCUGACGGGGUUUUAUCAGGUGGUGGUGGCAGCCUGGAAGAACAGACACCUAGACCUGCCGGAAAAGGGCUGUGAUGAUUGUUGGUAUUAUGACGAUAAGGGCUCAAAACUCACUUCACCAUCUGAGAGAGUGAGGUUCUUAAACAAGGCCUGUCUGGUUGCAAAUCCAGAGACUGACCUGAACCCUGAUGGAUCAGCUUCAGAUCCAAGGAGACUAUGCACAGUAAAGCAAGUGGAAGGGCUGAAAUCAGUGUUCAAAGUCCUGCCAUUAUGGUCCACAGGCAUAAUGAUAUCAGUAACCAUAAGCCAGCACUCAUUCCCAGUGCUACAAGCCAGAACACUAGACAGGCACUUCAUAGGCACCUUCCAAAUCCCUCCAGCCUCAUUCAUGGUCUUCGGCAUCCUCACCCUCACAAUCUGGGUAGCCAUCUACGACCGCCUCCUCGUCCCCUGGAUCGCCAAACACACCAAAAACCCUAGAGGCCUCGGCCUCAGACAACGAAUGGGGAUCGGCCUGAUCUUGUCCUGUCUAGCCAUGGCGGCCUCGGCUCUAGUGGAGCGGGAGCGCCGUGCCAGGGCCAUUCGCCAGGGGCUCGAAAACAAGCCCCUGGCGUUAGUGGACAUGUCCGGGAUGUGGCUUAUACCCCAGCACUGCCUGACUGGGCUAGGGGAGGCUUUCAAUGCAAUAGGGCAGAUAGAAUUCUACUACUCUCAGUUCCCAAAGAACAUGACUAGCAUUGGGGUGUCACUUUUCUCACUGGGGAUGGGUUUUGGGAACCUGUUGGCCAGUCUUAUUGUGGUGGCUGUGGAUCAUUGCUCUAAACAUGGAGGGAAGAUUAGCUGGGUGGAUGAUAACUUGAAUAAGGGCCACUAUGAUUACUACUAUUGGGUUCUUUGCUUCUUAUCAAUUGGGAAUUUCUUCUACUUUCUCCUUUGUAGCUGGGCUUUUGGAUCUAGUGAUGAUGGUAAGAUUUGGGAUGAUGAUGAUGAAAGUGAUAGUAACAAGGAAGGAGGUGUUCUUAUGCAUUAGCAGCAUCAAACAUUAUUCAUACUUUUUUUUGUACAAAUGUCA
Molecule: messenger RNA, 1783 nt
Organism: Ipomoea nil (Japanese morning glory)
Lineage: Eukaryota; Viridiplantae; Streptophyta; Magnoliopsida; Solanales; Convolvulaceae
Product: protein NRT1/ PTR FAMILY 1.2-like
Exons: 4
Coding region: 50-1741 (563 amino acids)
Biological process (GO): transmembrane transport
Cellular component (GO): plasma membrane
Molecular function (GO): transmembrane transporter activity
Source: RefSeq, a predicted model, not a curated record